UGACUUUUGAGCCCACUUGUAUUGAGUGGAAGUGUUGAAUCCUUCUUCCUCCUCAACUGCCUUAAAGCUUGUAAUUGACUUUCUCAUCUUGUCCGUAAAUUUGCACAGAGAAGAAUACACAUGGAGUCUUAUUAUCUUCUCAAAACUUCUCUUCUUCUCUUCUGCUUAGUGGAGACUUGUUAUGGAGGUGGGCUAUUCUCUUCCCUUCAACAAACUCUUGCCGUCACUGCUUCUCCCAGAGAAAGCCAAGUCUUAAAAGCUGGAGAGGACAGUAUAACUGUGACAUGGGGAUUGAACCAGAGUUUAGGACCAGGAACAGAUGAUCUAUAUAAGUCUGUGAAGGUGAAGCUCUGCUAUGCACCCAACAGCCAGGUAGACCGAAAAUGGCGGAAAACCUCGGACAACCUCAGCAAGGACAAGACCUGCCAAUUUACCAUCGUUAACAAACCUUAUGGAAACAACCAGAGUUUCGAGGGGCAAAUCGAGAGAGAUGUUCCUACUGCUGCCUAUUUUGUGAGAGCUUAUGCAUAUAAUUCGGCCGGCGAGGAGGUUGCUUUUGGCCAAACAACAGAUGCUAAGAAGAAAAACAAUCUGUUUGAAAUUGAAGGGAUCAGUGGGCGUCAUAUGUCCAUUGACACUGCCUCUAUUUGCUUCUCUGCUUUUUCUUUGGUGUCCUUGUUUGGGUUUUUCUUGGUGGAGAGAAGAAACAGGAGGUUGGCAAAGAACUGAAACUGCAAAGGAGAGAUUAGUGGUGGAUUGAUUUUAGUGCAAGAGAAGUUCAUAAAGAAGAAAUUAAUGGUUUUAGUGGGGAAAUGACAGUUCAAAAUUCCACAGGUUUGUAGCCCAAGAAUAAAAUCUUCCUUUUCUGUUGUUUUUGUUAAAUCACUAAUUGCUCUAAAUACUUAAUGCAUACAUUUGCACAUCUCUUUAUCAGAUUUAGUUUUUGGAUUAGAUAUUGGUUUGAUGGUUUUGUAUUCGCGAG
Messenger RNA from Ilex paraguariensis (yerba mate), 982 nucleotides. Lineage: Eukaryota; Viridiplantae; Streptophyta; Magnoliopsida; Aquifoliales; Aquifoliaceae. The record is from the annotation of a GenBank genome assembly.